AGUACUACAAGAUCUUCCAACUAUUCCAAUUCAGAUAUUAUUAUUACAAGAGAAUAUGGAUAUGAUCAAAGUUGGCCCAGUGGGAAAAUGUGGUAGACACAUUUGGGACGAAAAGGGAAGUGACCAAAUUGCUGGAAUUUUUAUUUCCUACGGCGAAGACAUAGUUUUUUCACUUCAGUUCAUGUUCUACGACAAUGGCGACUUAAUUAUCUCUGAAAAACAUGGUAGAAGAUCAUAUAACCAGCGCGAAGAUUACUGUGCAGUUAUCUUGGAUUAUCCGUCAGAAUUUCUUACUUCGAUAAGUGGUUCCUUCGAAAAAAUGAAUAAAAAGCGUACAGCUUUGAGUUCAAUUAAAUUUGGCACAAACAAAGGUUCUUAUGGACCAUUUGGUACACCUUCUACUGAAAAUAUGGAUAAGACUGAUUUCUUCAACUUUCAGAUAGGAAAUUAUCGUCUUUUUGGUGGUUUUUAUGGAAGUCAGAAUGAAGAUAGUAUUGAGAGUAUUGGUUUCUAUGUCAAAGCCAUCCCAUCCUCCAUUAUCAAUUUGAAAGAUUCUACAGUGAAUGUUAAAAAGGAAAAAGAUGAAGAAGAAUAACUAUGCUAUAGUUCGUAUUGUUUACUAAUUUGGUUUUACGUUUACGUAAUAGAGCAUCUGAUUGGUGUUUGGUUAUUAUGUACGCUUUAUUUCCUAUAUCCAGUUUUGUUAUUACAAAGAAAAAAAAAAGGAGUAAUGUACGAUGUCUUUUAUCACAAUUUAUUCCA
Molecule: messenger RNA, 762 nt
Organism: Nicotiana tabacum (common tobacco)
Lineage: Eukaryota; Viridiplantae; Streptophyta; Magnoliopsida; Solanales; Solanaceae
Product: inactive protein RESTRICTED TEV MOVEMENT 1-like
Source: RefSeq, a predicted model, not a curated record